Messenger RNA from Penicillium crustosum, 2283 nucleotides. RefSeq lists its product as uncharacterized. Bases 1 to 2283 code for a protein of 760 amino acids. Gene Ontology annotation, molecular function: DNA binding; DNA-binding transcription factor activity, RNA polymerase II-specific; zinc ion binding. The record is from RefSeq and is a predicted model, not a curated record. The transcript is spliced from 8 exons. Gene Ontology annotation, biological process: regulation of DNA-templated transcription; DNA-templated transcription. Lineage: Eukaryota; Fungi; Ascomycota; Eurotiomycetes; Eurotiales; Aspergillaceae.
AUGGAGCACGAGGGAUCUGAUCAUGAGGGACGCGAGGUGCCAAGCGCGCUGGUCCGACGUGCAUGUGAUCAAUGCCGCCUCCGAAAGAUUCGAUGCGAUAAGCGCACCCCAUGUUCAAACUGCCGAAGCUCCAGCAUCGCAUGCCGAUCUACUGGCGAAGGCCAGAAGCCAUCAGAGCCCCGGCGGCGGGUUUUAAUCUCAAAUCAAUAUGAGAAAAAGAUUGAUUUGAUCGAGGAACGCCUGGCAAGCAUUGAAGGUACUCUUCAACAGCUAGCAAAAAACACAUCUCAACCACAAGGCUUCACAGCACCAAACCGGAGCGAGUCUCAUUUCGCCCCUUCGCCUCAGAAGUCAACUCCUUCGCAGCCGUCAUCUACUACACCAAACUCCGUAAAGCCCAAGGGCCCUUUGUAUCUAGCAAAUCGUACUAUCGAGGAGCACGAUUCUAGCGCUGGCUUCGAGGGCAGCUCAUCUCUUACUGCCCAUGGGGCCUACGCGAGCGCGUUCCUUGAAUCUGCUGUGUCCAAAAGCUCGCCGCAGGUUGUGUCAAGUCCGAAGAUCACCGCGGCUCUCUCGUCGCUAAAGCAGCUUGUCGGGAUCCAGAACCAGCGGCGAGAAGCGGAUUUGCAGGGGAGUCAACCUCGCACCAAGAGUGCAAGGUUGGGCGUGAGACGCGACAUUCGCGAUCUGGAGAUGCCGCCUCUGCCAGUGGUUCUGGAUAUGCUGAGAAAUAUUCAAGAAAAUCCACCUGCUUUCUUUGGUGGCUAUGUCCCCUUCCUCAGUGUGAAAUAUUUCACUGAAAAAUGCCGUGAAGUUUACUUCUGCAUACAGGAUUACUCCGAUGCGGCAUUUAUUAUAACCACCUUUACUAUGUACGGCCUUUUCUACGAGUAUGGUGGCAUGGAGAAAGACGUAACUAUGCGAGAAGAGCACCAUCACUACAUUGAGAUGUGUCGCGACAACCUGGAGACAGCACUUGCCAAUUUGAAUAUCUUGAUGCCUGCAAACCAUGACUCGAUCAUGGCGUUAUCUCUAGGAGCUAUGCAUGCACUCGAGAUUUCCAAACCAUCCGUUGCCUGGACACUAGCAUCAACGGCCAUGAAUCUCUGCCAGACACUGGGAUAUCAUCGCCUUACUUCAAUGGAGCAUGACCCCGUACCAGUUCAACGCAAAAAGCAGAUUCUAUUCUGGACUGUCUACUCAAUUUUGAAUAUGAUGUCCCUGCGUCUAGGACGUGCUUCAUCCAUCCAGAAUUACGAUAUCAGCCUACCGAUGCUAGAUGAAAACCCAGAAGAGAUCCCCCACCCAUGGGGACCCGUCUGCAAUUGGUGGACUAGAUCGGCAAUUAUCCAGAGUGAAGUUUAUCAAUAUUUGUAUAGCCCAGAGGCCCUGCAGAAACCAGAGAGUGAACGAAUCACACAUGCGUACAGACUAGCCGCCGAGAUGCAGUCGAAGGUUAUGGAGCCGUUUGAGAAAUUCAUGUCAUCGGAUCUUAAAGUAUCCGACAUAGACCUUAUGUACCUUGCAACUGACAAGAUCAGUCGGCUGGCUAUCAUGACCUUGAUCUACCGAGCAAUUCCAGCAUCAGCAGACUCAGGCCAUGGCGCUACCUUCAUACCCAAAUGCAUUGAGACAGCCCGGGAAGCCCUGGAAGUCCACCGCAACUGCGUUGUAGCACUCAACGAGACAGACAAUUUCACGAAAACAUCCUACAUGCACUGGGGCAUCCUCCUAUCCCCCUUCGUCCCCUUCAUCGUACUAUUCUGCAACAUAAUAACAACCUCCAACGGCGACGACCUCGCCCUACUCGAAGAGUUCAUCGCCUCCCUCCAACCGCUAACUACCUUCUCUCAAUCUAUCGAGCGAUUGCACACCCUUUGCUCUGUGCUCGGCACCGUCGCCCGCCUUUACUUCGAAGCCAACACCCGGCCCCAAGCAGCCGCAGCCCAAGAAAAUCUGAUUGAGGUCGGUCAGGAAUUCGAUGUUUAUCUCAGUGCACUCGGGCUGGCGCCUCCAACCCAUAUAAAUCCUCUAAACAACGAUAAUUCCAAGGUGGUAAACCCUCAAGGUUAUCCCCCGACAGAUAAUCCUGCCAUGCAUGUUAGUUCAGCGGAUUUGUCACAGCAGCAUGUGAGUGGUUUCUCGGCGCCGGUCGAUUCAUCUCAAGCACCGGGGCAGGAUUUGGGGACGGCUGCGCAAUUGGGAAAUUGGUUCUGGGGGAAUCAGUACAUGAUGGGGCUUUUGGAGGAAGAUUUGUCGCAGUUCAAUCCGGGAAGGCCGUGA